This is a messenger RNA of Engraulis encrasicolus (European anchovy), 2367 nucleotides long. It is a transcript of the gene dnajc7, whose product is annotated as DnaJ (Hsp40) homolog, subfamily C, member 7. The transcript has 14 exons. Gene Ontology annotation, molecular function: protein binding. Lineage: Eukaryota; Metazoa; Chordata; Actinopteri; Clupeiformes; Engraulidae. Bases 111 to 1613 code for a protein of 500 amino acids. The record is from RefSeq and is a predicted model, not a curated record.
AGCUGCUGUUGUGGAACUGCUGUGGCUGCUCUACUGCAGACACCAGACACACGCAUCCGCGUUGACGUUGAGCGUAGGAAAACUGUACUAGGGGCCAAGCAGCUAAACGCAUGCCCUCCCCUUCCUUUCACAGCAAAAUGUCGUCAGACUCCGAUGUGCCGAUGGAUCCAGAAAUGGCAUUUCUCGACGACGAAGACCUAGAAAGGGAAGCGGAGGUUUUUAAAGAACAAGGCAAUGCCUACUACGUAAAGAAGGACUACUCGGAAGCUUUCAACUACUACACAAAAGCCAUUGACAUGUGCCCAAAGAAUGCAAGUUACUACGGUAACCGAGCGGCGACCCUGAUGAUGCUGAGUCGCUACAGGGAGGCGCUGGAGGACUCCCAACAGGCCGUGCGGCUGGACGACACCUUCGUUAAGGGUCACCUCCGUGAGGGCAAAUGCCACUUGUCACUCGGAAAUGCCAUGGCAGCCAGCCGCUGUUUCCAGAAGGUGCUGGAGCUGGAGUCCGAUAACGGCCAGGCUCAGCAAGAGAUAAAAAAUGCAGAUUCCAUUUUGGAGUACGAGAGGAUGGCUGAGAUCGGCUUCGACAAACGAGACUUCAGAAUGGUAGUGUUCUGCAUGGAUCGGGCGCUGGAGUCUGCUGCGGCGUGUCACAGAUUCAAGAUUCUGAAGGCGGAGUGUUUGGCCCUGCUCGGCCGCUACCCAGAGGCCCAGUCUGUUGCCAGUGACAUCUUGCGUAUGGACUCGACCAAUGGCGAUGCCCUGUACGUGCGUGGCUUGUGUCUCUACUAUGAAGACUGUAUUGACAAGGCUGUGCAGUUCUUCGUCCAGGCCCUGCGCAUGGCACCAGACCACGAGAAAGCCAGACUGGCCUGCAGGAACGCGAAAGCCCUGAAGGCCAAGAAGGAGGAGGGCAACAAGGCGUUUAAGGAAGGCAACUACACUGAAGCCUACGAUCUCUACACUGAGGCGCUCACCAUCGACCCCAACAACAUCAAAACCAAUGCCAAACUCUACUGUAACCGUGCCACUGUCGGAUCAAAGUUAAGUAAACUGGAGCAAGCCAUAGAUGAUUGUACCAAGGCCAUCAAGCUGGACGAGACCUACAUCAAGGCUUACUUGAGGAGAGCACAGUGUUAUAUGGACUCCGAGAUGUACGAGGAGGCUGUGAGGGACUAUGAGAAGGUUUAUCAGACAGAGAAGACAAAAGAUCAUAAGCACCUGUUAAAAAAUGCUCAGCUGGAACUGAAGAAAAGCAAGCGAAAAGAUUAUUACAAGGUGCUGGGUGUCGACAAACACGCCACAGAGGACGAGAUCAAGAAGGCCUACCGGAAACGCGCACUCAUGCACCACCCAGAUCGUCACAGUAGUGCGACCCAGGAGGUGCAGAAGGAGGAGGAGAAGAAGUUCAAGGAGGUGGGGGAGGCCUUCACCAUACUCUCCGACCCCAAGAAGAAGUCCCGCUACGACAACGGCCACGACCUGGAGGAGGACGGCAUGGGAGAUGUUGAUGCUAACAACAUAUUCAAAGCAUUCUUUGGAGGACCAGGAGGUUUUAGUUUUGAAGGCUCAGCAUCCGGUCCUGGGAAUUUCUUUUUCCAGUUCGGCUAAUGAAGAAGCCAAACUGGAGCCCCACCUUGCUGUCCUUCAUCCUGAUAUUACGUUUCUAUGGACUGUCUCACAGCAGCACACGACAACAACAACAACAGCAGCCCUUAAACGCUCAUGUAAAGCCAAACAUCUCAACACACACAUCCUCCAGGAGAAAUUCAUACAUGCAAAACGCCAACAACACAACACACACCCAAACACACGCACUCUCUGAUAACACACACACUCUGACACAUACACACAUACACACACUUGUAUGUGUGUGUGUGAAGUUUUCGACCUUGGAAAAGCCGUCACAGUAAUCAUGGAUUUCUGUAACUCAUCCUCAUUCCAUAUCAGAUCUGUGAGAACGUUAGCUAGAGUGGCAUAUGUUAUCUAUUUAUGAUCCAUUUUUUGUUUUGUUUUUUUGUUUGUUUUUUGGUAACUAUAUGCAUCCCUUAAUGAACGUUCAUGAAAAAUAUUGCCAUUGUUUCUGCUUUUGUUUUUAUUUUUUUUGGAUUGUGUGAGUGUAAGUGUGUUUUAUAGUGUCCUCACACACACACAUGUGUUUUGUUUAAAAGGUUUGUGGUUUCGGUGGUUGUGAGGCGCAUCAGGAGGUUAAAGUGGUUCUGGGAGGUUCCCAUUUCCUCUCUCCUCCGCCUCUGAACAGAGGACGAUGCCCGAGCACCCGGCGAUACCAAGUCAUGUAAAAUGUGGACUGUACAGCUUAGUUAAGACGAUGAAAUAAAUAGGUUCAAACCGUGUUUUAAAAUAA